AUGUCAAUUUUAUUUCGACGAUUUCCCCUCAUGCUAGUUCUCAUUCAUACGUUAAUUCUCUCGUAUCUUGGCUUCGCAAAAGACGUGAAUAUACACGUCUGGGAUAAAUUGUUGCAUUUUUUUGGGUUUGCUAUAUUGACGUUUCUUGUACAUUUUGUGUUAGAUUGUGAAGAUGAGAAGCUAGAUGAUAAUGACAAUUUUUGGACGUGGAUAAAGAGGAUCUUAAUGAGUGCUGUUGGUUUUUGGUCGAGAAAAAAAAAUUAUGUUAAUAAUGAAGUUAUGGUUAACGAGAAUCAGACUGAGAAUGUAUUUCGGAUUCAAGUCGAGGAAGAAGUUAUCGAUAGUCUAAGCGAUAUUAACCUUAACGAAAUUAAUCAAAAUACAAAUAUUGAAAACGAAAAUAGAUGGAAAAAAUAUAAUAUCUAUUUGACAAUCGGUGUAAUGGUCUUCCUGUCAAUAUUCAGCGAGGUUGUUCAAGGAAUGUUGCCGUAUAGAGAAUUCGAUUUGUACGAUAUUUUGGCAAAUUUACUCGGUCUCAUUUUUGGUCUAUUGGCAGCCAUUCUCUGUGAAUCGCUAUAUAACUAUUAUUUGAGAAAGAAAAGUUCAGAAACUCACUCACUAUUACAUACUAGCAAUAGGAAUAGCUUAGUGUUAGAUUCUGUUGUUAAUUUACCAUUGAAUCAUGAUUAUUAUAUCGAAGUAUAA
Ambispora gerdemannii is the source of this 705-nucleotide messenger RNA. NCBI's taxonomy places the organism in Eukaryota, Fungi, Glomeromycota, Glomeromycetes, Archaeosporales, Ambisporaceae. The record is from the annotation of a GenBank genome assembly.